This is a messenger RNA of Magallana angulata, 3162 nucleotides long. Its product is annotated as glutamate receptor ionotropic, kainate 5-like. NCBI's taxonomy places the organism in Eukaryota, Metazoa, Mollusca, Bivalvia, Ostreida, Ostreidae. Gene Ontology annotation, cellular component: membrane. The record is from RefSeq and is a predicted model, not a curated record. The transcript is spliced from 13 exons. Bases 362 to 3010 code for a protein of 882 amino acids. Gene Ontology annotation, molecular function: glutamate-gated receptor activity.
CUGCUUCAAAACAAACAAUUCAAUGUAGGCUGGCAUUUUGUGUUUAAGAUGGAUUCUGAAGGUUAUAUCCAGGUCAAUAAUCAAUUUAAUUAGAAGAACAACUAAGUAUUGAUUUUUCUCAGUCAACAAAUAACUCGCCUAGUAGUCCCUCUGAAGUUUGAAAGGAUUAUAUUCGGAAUUCUGCGGUCUUUCGCCUCCACCAUUAUCUUAGUACUCUGUGUCCGGUCGGAGACUCGCUUUUGUGUUGUGGGGCCAUCUCUUAAACCGGAUUUUAUUUUAUCGGUUUGGAACUCCACACGGAAACCAUUAAGUAAAUGGUUUGCUAUUUGUGUAUCUACAGUUUAACCUGUUGAAAACAACAAUGCUGUGUUGGGAAGAGAGGCUUGGAUUUCUUGCUAUAGUGUUCAUGGAAUUUAUACUUGUAUAUAACGUUCAUGCUUCGUCUGGAACAAUAGGUGUUAUCAACAAUAUUUGCUCCCACGAACAUCCGGAAAACACCACUUUGGGAACGUCGACAUUAGAACUGCAGAACACCACUAUCAACGUCAUUUGGUCCCAGGCAGACUUCACGGAAUUAUACCUGGUUCUUCAGAAAGUCAAGGAGUUACGGAAAAACCAUGCGGACCUCGUUUACGUUAAUUCAACAGAUCAUAGCAUUGUAAUGGCUAUAUCAAACCUGAACAGCACACCUGCUUUACACCUGAAUGACGUCAAUCAAGAAACUGUAGAGAAUCUUGUGGCCCCGGAGAGUUACUCCCCCUGCCAAGAGACACCUCCUAAAGUGGAGGACUCACCCACCGUAGCUUGCUCGGCUGUUGCUUUUGGCAAAAACAUCUUUGACGAGUUUGGAAUUACUUUGAUGGUUUCCAGGAUUUUAACACAUCUGCAGUGGACAUCAACUUUUGCAUUUUUUGAAAACUCUACAGCUCACAACAUCGAUAUGAUUUUGGAAAAAAUAAACGAAAUCGGGAUCAAACAUCGUACAUUCAAUGUUGACAAUUUACGUACGACAGAUGACAUUCUCCAAGUACUGGAUAUAAUCCACAGAGAAGUGGUAGAUAGGAUGGUCAAUAUCACUAUUGUAUGUCACCUAGACUGUAUCGAGCGGAUUUUGAAACAGGCAAACAAGUACGACAACUUGCCAGCAAACUUCCGGCGGACUGCUUUGCGGGACCACACCUUUUGGUUCGUAGUGACCCAGUUGCCUGGAGACGAAGCAGAGUUCAUCCAGUCCUCCAGUGAGCUAGACAACGUUUGUGUUUUGAACAUCAAUGUGACAACCGAUGAGUCCGCUUUAGAUCCAAACAGUUAUCUUGAUCAGCAGAAAAUAAUCGAUCAACUCGGGAACAUCACGACCCUUGUACAGAGUACAGGAUCUUCUUCAGCCAUCCUAGCUCUGAAGAAUUAUAGCCAGAGUAUAUUCAGUCCCGUGUCUUGUCGGACUUAUCCGCUCUCAACUUUGAUGUGGAAGGAAAAUCCUGAAAAUGGAACAUCACUGAUAAGACAGCUGGAAAAUGUUGGAUGGGUUGAGGUUAAUGGGAGGUUUCAAUUCGAUUCCAAACUUUACCCAAAUGUCGAAUUUGGAUUCAAUAAAAGAAACUUUCUCGUUACAACAACUUGGUGGCCUCCAUUUACCGAGAGAAUUCAGGAAAAUGGACAAACAAUUGACUAUGUGGGUUUCUGUGCUGAUUUACUGAAGGAACUUAAGGAGGAAUUAAAUUUUACUUAUACAUACACGGAACCAUCAGACAACGAAUUUGGGAGCAUGUACGCUAACAAAUCUUGGAGCGGUAUGAUUGGUCAGCUGGAAAGACGAGAAGUCGACCUAAUGGUGGCAGGAGCUUCCAUUCAAGCAUCGAGGGAACAAGUCAUGGAUUUCACCCAUCCCUUCUACUACGAUACUACCACCAUCUUGAUUAAACGUCCGGACCCGGAUGAAAACAAAAUGUUCACUUUAGCCAAACCUUUUAAAAUCGAAGUGAUUGUGUGUAUAUUUUUUGUUCUUCCUGUAUCUGCGUUCCUGUUGUUUGUCAUUGAGAAGCUUUCUCCUUACUACAAGAUCCACGGACCUGAAGGCAGACAAAAUUACCAGAUGUCCUUCUGGUAUAUGUUUGGGGCACUUCUAACUCAAGGGGGAGAGAGUCUACCUAACUCCCAAAGUGGCCGCACGAUGAUCACGUUUUUCUGGUUAUUUUCUCUCAUCAUGGUGGCCACUUACAGUGGAAACUUGAUAGCCUUUCUGACCGUCACCAUAGAUAAAGCUCCCUUCAACUCUCUGGAGGAACUCGUAGAGCAAGAUGAUUAUAAGUGGGGGAUUCUUGCAGGGACGUAUUUUGUAACUUGGUUUCAGGAAUCACCUUUUGAACUACUUCAAAAAGUGUGGAGUGGAAUUAAAACAUUUAAUAGAACAGAUACCGAUGUUUUAAAUCCGGAUCCAAAUGUACAUAUCGAUAAAAUGUACAAAGAGAAAUAUGUGUAUAUUGGUGAUAAGUCUUACAUGGAAGUGAGGAAAGCUAACCGGUGUGAACUAAUAACUGCAACAGAGGAAAUUCCGAACAUGUCAUAUGGCAUUGGGCUUCCAAACAACUCCCUUUACACCAAGUUGUUCUCUGAUAAAAUACUUUCACUCCAAGAAGGAGGGAUAUUACAGACAUUCAAACAAAAACACUGGCCCCGUGAAGAGUUUUGUCACGGGUCGCUGGUGGCCGAGGCUAAAGAGAUACGCCUCAUUGACGUUCAGGCAGCAUUCAUUGUGGUCGGUGCGGGUAUCGCACUAGGGACCAUUGUGUUACUAAUAGAAAAGUUAGUGAAUCGUUUGUCGCUGAGAUUUUGCUUGAAGAAAGAAAAUACUCCGUGUAAGCAUAUUAAGACAGUUCCAACGAUAGAAAUGGAGCUGGACGAAGUAGAGAUUUCCGGAAUGUCUAAUGGUGUGUAUUCUGUGGAGGACAAUGGUACAAACAAUCACAUUAAUAACGGAUACUAUUCACAAAGUAGUCUGGAUGGAUAUUGAAGCAGUAUUGAUGAAAUAAACAUUGGUCAUAAUUCUUUAUAAUUAACACAUGUCCGCCAACAUAUUUUUUCAAAGCAUAGCUAGACUACGUAUUCAUAAAAUGUUGAGAAAAUAAACAAAAAGUACGAAAUAAAAUUGAACGCGUUAGUAAA